Molecule: messenger RNA, 2583 nt
Organism: Hyposmocoma kahamanoa
Lineage: Eukaryota; Metazoa; Arthropoda; Insecta; Lepidoptera; Cosmopterigidae
Product: probable cyclin-dependent serine/threonine-protein kinase DDB_G0292550
Exons: 6
Coding region: 1-2583 (860 amino acids)
Source: RefSeq, a predicted model, not a curated record
AUGGAUGAUAUCCAAGCAGCUAAUGAAAACAAAAAUGCCAAGCGAAGCCUCGGAAUCGAAGAGGGUACUUUGAACGUCAUCCGUAACAUUAUAGAAAAAGAAUUUGAAAAUGAUAACGCUAUCGUAAAGAAGGCUAUCGAAGCCCCAGCCAAAAAACAGCGCUACAAAAUUACUGUCAAAAAUUUGGGCAAUGAGGGCAAUGGCGAUAAUAAGGAAAUUGAAAAAGGGCGCGUGAAGCAAACAGUAACAAAAAGUAAACACAAAUCUACGAUUCGUCGUAUCAGUCCAAAAUCACACCAAGUAAUUAUAUCGAAAGUCAAAAACACAGUUUCUACUUUGCACGAAAAGGGUAAGGAACAUUUACAAGAAGUUUACAAUGAGACUACACAAAGCCGUCACGAAGAAGAAAUUCAUCACAAACCCGAUGAAAAACCAAAAUUUCAAUCAGAAGAUUAUGAAUCUCAAGAAUACGUUGUUAUAACUCCAAAAACGGAAAGUGCUAGCUCUGUACGAGAUAAAAAUGUAGAAUAUAUUGGACUUAUACAAGUAAAAAAAUCACAGCCUAAACGGCUAGAGGAAGGACUGCCCACCUGGGGAUUUGGAACUGACAAAAAGCCAGGACCAAUUUCCGUACAUAGUAAACACAACGCACAAACUCGUACCUUAGGAUUCCACCUGGACAAAGGUAUUUCUCUUAAUAAGCACGGUGCAUCUUAUAAAGAAAAUAUAUCAGUAGACUUGCCAAAUCUUCAAAGUCUUGGCAAAGCCCUAGGAAAAGUUAGUGGUAAAUUAGAAGCUAGUGGACAUGCACAGUUACCAUCCACAUCGGCCGUGGAAGUUGGUGGAAAUGCACGACUACCAAUCGUAUCGGCCAUGGAAGGUGGUGGAAAUGUAAUAUUGCCAGCCGUAACUAGAUUUGAAGUCGGUGGAGGUGCACAUUUGACGACCAUUCCAAAAGCCCGAAACUUGAAACCACUGGGCAAAAAUGAUAUUGUAUCUCAUGUGUUUAUACUACCGAAUGGUAAAAUUCAGGUCCCAUUAGAUGAACACAGUCAAAACAUAAAAAGACAACGUACCAAAGGUUUUGAAGCAAGUGAAGAUCAUACCCAUGUUUUUAUUUUACCAGGUUAUAACAAUAAUCACAUAAUAAAUGAACCAGAAAUUCUUCAGGAAAUCAAACCUGAAAAUGAAGACCUCGAUUAUGGUGAUUUAGUUGUGUUACCACAAUCAGAUAUUGAUAGCAAUAUCGAUGGUUGGUUAAAAGGCACAAUAUCGUCACAAAAUAUACUUAAUUUAUUUGGACGUACUGAUAACACAAAAAGUGAUAAAAAAGAGGUACAACGUCUUAAUUUGGAUCUUGGUGAAAUUGAUCCAGUAUUAUUAACUCCCUUAUUACCUGGCGAGCUUAGUAGUGCUAGUGAUGAUAGUAGUACUGAAAAGAAAAAACUUAAAAACGCAGUAGAACGUAGUAGUAAUAACAGCGAGAAUAAUAAUGAGGAAGAUAGCAAAGUUACUAAGUUGGAUGAACAUAAAGAUGCCGAUAAUAAAGAUGCCGAUAGUAAAGAUGCCGAUAAUAAAGAUGCCGAUAAUAAAGAUGAUACUAAAAAUGAAACUAAGAGCACGGAUGCUAAUGACACUAAUACAGAUCAACCUAAUAAUGACGAUAAUAAAGUCCAACUUCGGCAAGGCGCUGAAAUUUACAAUAAUAACAAUAACAACAAUAAUCUUGAAAAUGGUUACAGUCAAAUUUAUAACAACAACAACAACAAUAAUAAUUUCAACAAUGACGAUUAUGGCGGAACCAGGAUAAUGAACAACAACAACAAUAAUAACAAUAAUUUACGUGAAGGGUUAUACGAAAAUGAGAAAGGACUUCGACAAGGCGCUGCACCCAAUAAUAACAAUAACAACAAUUACAACCAUGGUAAUGGGAACAGUCAAAUUUAUAAUAACAAUAAUAAUAACAACAAUUUAAGAGAGGGUUUACAAAAAAAUAAUAAGGAACUUCGACAUGGCGCUGAAAUACACAACAAUAAUAAUAAUAAUAACAACAUGGACGGAAAUGGCCAUAACAAAAUUUAUAACAACAACAAUAAUAAUAAUAACCUUAACUAUUUAAGAGAAGGUUUACAUUAUAUUAUGAUACACUAUGCUAAUAUGACUGAACAGAAUGAUGGUAAUAAUAUUCAAGAUAAUGAAAAUAGUAAAGAACAUGACGAAGAUGAAAAUAAAAUGGAACUUCGGCAAGGUGUAGAAAUCCACAAUAAUAACAAUAAUAACAAUAAUAUGGAUGGAAAUGGCAACAGCCAAAUUUAUAACAACAAUAACAACAAUAACAACUUCAAUGGCGGAUAUAGUAACAGUCUAGCUUAUAACAACAAUAAUAAUAACAACAAUUUAAGGGAAAGUGUAUAUGAAAAUGAUAAGGAACUUCGGCAAGGCUUUGAAUUCAAAAUACCAGAAAUUAGAGAUGCAACAAAUGAUAACGGUCAGCAACAAAGUCUCAACUUAAAUGACAUGCAAGAUAUACAAGAACCAGGCUUGCUUAUAAAUGAUUUUCCAAAGGAUACACCUCAAAAAUAA